AUGGCGGACAUUAGGGUCCAGAGUCUCAAGCAGCCCGUCGACGCCGCCGAAUACCUGUUCCAGCGUCUGCACCAGGUAGGCAUCCGAUCAGUCCAUGGCGUUCCCGGCGACUACAACCUCGUUGCCCUCGACUAUCUGCCGGCGUGCGGGCUCAAGUGGGUGGGAAGCGUCAACGAGCUCAAUGCCGCCUACGCCGCCGACGGCUAUGCGCGCGUCAAGGACAUGGCUGCCCUCGUCACCACCUUUGGCGUCGGCGAGCUUUCCUCCCUCAACGGCAUGGCCGGGGCCUUCUCGGAGCACGUCCCCGUCGUCCACAUUGUCGGCUGUCCGUCAACCGUCUCGCAGCGCGAUGGCAUGCUGCUCCACCACACCCUCGGGAACGGCGACUUCAACGUCUUUGCCAACAUGAGCGCCCAGGUCUCUUGCGACGUGGCCAAGCUCAACAACCCCUCCGACAUUGCCGACCAGAUCGACCAUGCCCUGCGUCAGUGUUGGAUCUGCUCUCGCCCAGUCUACAUCAUGCUCCCGACCGACAUGGUGCAGAGUAAAGUCGAGGGCGACAGACUCAGGACCCCAAUUGACUUGUCCGAGCCGCACAACGAUGUCGAGAGGGAGGACUAUGUUGUCGACGUGGCCCUCAAAUAUCUCGGCGCGGCAAAGCAUCCCAUCAUUCUUGUCGACGCCUGCGCCAUUCGCCACCGCGUGCUCGACGAGGUGCACGCCCUCAUCGGCAGGACGAACCUCCCUGUAUUCGUCACCCCUAUGGGCAAAGGCGCCGUCGAUGAGCAACAUCCCUGCUAUGGCGGUGUCUACGCUGGCGAUGGUUCUUUCCCCACCCAAGUCAAGGACAUCGUUGAAUCGUCCGACCUUAUUCUCACCAUAGGCGCUCUCAAGAGCGAUUUCAACACUGCUGGCUUUUCUUAUCGGACAUCACAGCUCAACACCAUCGACUUCCACAGUGAUCAUUGCAUGGUGCGAUACUCGACAUAUCCCGGCGUCCGCAUGAGGGGCGUUUUGCGCAAGAUGAUCGACAGGAUCGACGCCAAAGAGCUCGCUGCACAGCCCUCUCCGGCGGUCGAGAACGAGGUGGAGAAGAACCUCGACAGCUCGCAAAUCAUCACGCAAGCCUGGUUCUGGCCACGAGUGGGCCGCUUUCUCAAGGAAAAGGAUGUCGUCGUCACCGAAACGGGCACCUCAAACUUCGGCAUCUGGGACACCAAGUUCCCGACCGGCGUGACGGCGCUAAACCAGACCCUCUGGGGGAGCAUCGGGUGGUCUGUGGGAGCUUGCCAGGGCGCCGCCCUCGCAGUCAGAGACGCCGGUGCCCAUCGCAGAACCAUCUUGUUCGUUGGCGACGGCUCCUUUCAACUAACGGCCCAGGAACUGAGCACAAUGAUUCGGCUCAGUUUGAGGCCGAUGAUCUUUGUCAUUUGUAACGAGGGCUUCACCAUUGAGCGCUUUAUCCACGGCAUGGACGCCGAGUACAACGACAUUGCAGAAUGGGACCACAGGGGUCUUGUCGACGUCUUUGGGGGCAAGAAGUCCUGCCGCACGUUCGCCGCCAAGACAAAGGACGAGUUGGACAAGCUCUUUACGGACACCGACUUCAAUGCCGCCCCCUGCCUUCAGCUUGUGGAGGUGUACAUGCCCAAGAAAGAUGCGCCGCGUGCCCUAGUGACGACGGCGGAGGCGAGCGCGAGGAACAACGCGAGGACGGAGUGA
Messenger RNA from Hirsutella rhossiliensis, 1722 nucleotides. Its product is annotated as thiamine pyrophosphate enzyme, central domain-containing protein. The transcript is spliced from 4 exons. Gene Ontology annotation, molecular function: thiamine pyrophosphate binding; magnesium ion binding; carboxy-lyase activity. The record is from RefSeq and is a predicted model, not a curated record. Bases 1 to 1722 code for a protein of 573 amino acids. NCBI's taxonomy places the organism in Eukaryota, Fungi, Ascomycota, Sordariomycetes, Hypocreales, Ophiocordycipitaceae.